CAAAAGCAGGGUUUAUCAAGAUGAGGAAGUAGAUUUAAAAUAAAUGGUUUCUUCAAGACUGUUGCAUCCUUUUUGUUACUCACAUGGGAUCCUGCAUUCCCCAGCCUGCUGUUUUACAGAGGGGUGGAAAGUUGGACUUGCAGCUUUGUGAAAGUAGGCCUCUAGCUAAUUACUUUGGUAAUCAGUUUUCUCUAGUUACCUGCAUUUAUAUCUAGGUCUUAGUUUUCCAUUUUUAAUCUAAAACGUGUACUACUAUAGGUGCUAUUCCCUUUAACAACUAUUUCUCAAAGGCUUCAUGACAUCAGUUCAGCCCUUCACAGGUCACUUGAAUCUUCUUGUUUGGCAGACCUCUCAGUAGAACUCAUUGGAAAAUUUUUCUUCUAGUAUAAGACAAGAAUUGUGAGCUUCUAUUCUGACUUUCUGACAAAAAUGCAGUAAUAUCCAUCCUCGAUUUUGGAAUUUUUGGUGCAGUAGAUGCAGUAAACAGAGCAAAGAUGAUCAUUGUGUAGAACCUUUGUGCAUCUUGUUAUUGAGCUUUACAUGUCCAGCAUGUAAAGCCAGCUUGCAGUAAACAUAACUUCUCGGUUCUGGUGGUAAACCCUUCCUGGAAGAGGCUGAAAUGGUUGGUGUUAAAUUUUGUGCAGGCUGGAACUCCAUACGGAUAUUCCUGCAGUGCAGGCUGUAAAGACCCAUUUCUAGUGACAGUGGUGGUUCACCCUUUUCUAUUCUGUUAUCUUUAAAUGUUACUGGGAUUCUCCAUUAAUUCCAGCUGCAAGUUUGUUGUGUGGGAAAUAUAAUUUUUUAUUUUUUUUACAGAGAGUAACUGGGGGAGGGAGAGUUUAAUUUGUGGUUAAAGAGACAAGAUAAUUAUAUGCUUUAUUAUGAUUGGUUUCUACACAGAACUGUGAAUGACUGGGGACCUCUACUUACUUGUAAACAAAUCACUGUUGUUGAGUAUUCCACAGAAUUUGUCAAAAGCUAAUUUGUUUGCUUAUUUUUCUUUUAGGAACUUCAUGUUGGUGUUGUUUAUGCCAGAACAUAGUAAGCAAGACAAAUUAACUCCAGCCUCGUGUAAAUUUUAACUGGCCAACAUGAUGCAACGGAGUAUGAAUUCCAGGUGGCUUUGGAAAUGAAAGAGAUCUGAGCUCUGGCUGCAAGCUGAACGUGAUGACGGCCUGGUCUAUGGUAGGGAAGCUGAAAAUGGAGAAGAGGUGCUCCAGAGAAGACAGGAAAGUGGAACAGGAUGCUGGGGGGUGCAGUGCUGAAUCUGAGGAAUGGACGAGCUCAGAAAGUGAACCUGAGCAAGCAUACUUCAGAAGCAGCUGUAGCAGUACUCAGUGGAAAGAAAAGGAAGUUCCCACUAAACCGCACCGGCCACUUUGUCGAUCCCCGUGUUUGGAUCGCCCAAGUUUUUCACAGAGCAGUAUCACACAAGACUUGAAGCUAGAUGAAUGCAAACCAAACUUGGACAAGGAAUACCAAGCUAAAAUGGAUUUUGCUUUAAAGCUUGGGUAUGCAGGAGAUCAGAUCCAGGCUGUACUGAAUAAACUGGGAGCAGAUGCGCUCAUCAAUGAUGUUUUGGCAGAGCUUGUGAGACUUGGCAACAAGAGUGAGGCAGAGGGACAGAGCAGUGCCAGCAGUACCGCAGGUGCUCUGCUACCAAGAGGCCCUUGCCCAAAGGAAAUUGCAAGCCCUGAAUUGUCACUUGAGGAUGAAGUUGUGGAUAACAGCGAUAACUUGAGGCCAAUUGUCAUUGAUGGAAGCAAUGUGGCUAUGAGCCAUGGGAAUAAAGAAGGAUUUUCAUGUCGGGGAAUUCAACUGGCUGUUGAUUGGUUUCUGGAAAAAGGACAUAAAGAUAUCACUGUGUUUGUCCCUGCCUGGAGGAAAGAACAGUCUCGACCUGACGCACCAAUUACAGAUCAAGAAAUCUUACGUAAAUUGGAGAAAGAAAAAAUUCUUGUUUUCACCCCAUCCCGAAGAGUUCAGGGAAGAAGAGUAGUUUGCUACGAUGAUCGAUUCAUAGUAAAACAUGCCUUUGACUCAGAUGGCAUCAUUGUGUCAAAUGACAACUAUCGGGACCUUCAAAAUGAAAAACCAGAAUGGAAGAAGUUCAUAGAGGAGCGGCUGCUCAUGUAUUCUUUUGUGAAUGACAAGUUUAUGCCUCCUGAUGAUCCUCUGGGGCGCCAUGGUCCAAGCCUUGAAAAUUUCUUAAGGAAAAGGCCGGUUAUUCCUGAACAUAAAAAACAACCGUGUCCUUAUGGUAAAAAGUGCACCUAUGGGCACAAAUGUAAAUAUUACCACCCAGAACGGGCAAACCAGCCUCAAAGGUCAGUAGCGGAUGAGCUUCGGAUAAGUGCCAAAUUAUCUGCUGUGAAAACUAUGAGUGAGGGAGCCUUGGCCAAAUGUGGCACAGGGCCAUCCAGCUCCAAAGGAGAAAUCAGUUCUGAAGUGAAACGCAUUGCCCCAAAACGGCAGUCAGAUCCAAGCAUUAGAUCAGUAGCUGUGGAGCCUGAGGAAAAGUUAUCGGUAGCCCGGAAGUCUGAGGCCAGCUCUGUCCCGUCUCUGGUUUCUGCAUUAAGUGUACCAACGCUCCCUCCACCAAAAAGCCAUGCAGCCGGUGCAUUAAAUACUCGUUCUGCAAGCAGCCCAGUGCCAGGUUCCUCACAGUUCAUGCAUCAGAAAUCCUCACUGGAACAUAUGUCCAGUGUGCAAUAUCCUCCUAUACUAGUCACCAAUAGCCACGGCACCUCAGUGAGCUAUGCUGACCCGUAUCCCAAAUACGAAUCAGUGGGGGACCAUGGCUAUUACUCCUUACUCAGUGAUUUCUCCAACUUGAGCAUAAGUAGUAUCCGUAACACAGAUUAUUACGGGGCUGAUAUGGACCAGGGGAUGUAUUCUAGAAACUCAAGCCCCUGUCCUGACAAUUGCUUAAGCCAUACAAGUAAUGAUUCUUAUUCCUCUUACAAUGACUUGUAUCUGGGUGUAGCAGAUGCCAGUCCAGAAGACAAUGUGAAGAUCCACAGACUGCCAUCGCAAAAUCGUCUGCAGCCUUUUUCCCAUGGUUACCAUGAAGCCUUAAGUAGAGUUCAGACUUACGGAACUGAAGAGCCUAAGCAAUCCCUUCGCAAACAGUCAGCUUCCCACUUAGGCCUACAUGCCCAGCAUCCAGUGGUUGGAGCACGGUCCAGUUGUCCAGGAGAAUACUCUGUGCCUCAAAAUGUUCACCCAUCAGCUGCACAACCAAGCCGUGCCUUGGUCAUGACAAGAAUGGACAGCAUUUCUGACUCACGGCUCUACGAAAGUAACCCGACCAGGCAGAGGCGGCCACCUCUCUGUCGAGAGCAGCAUGCUAGCUGGGAUCCACUGCCGUGUGCAUCAGAUUCGUAUGCUUACCACUCGUAUCCACUGAGCAACAACCUCAUGCAGCCAUGUUACGAACCAGUAAUGGUAAGAAGCAUGCCUGAGAAGAUGGAGCAGCUCUGGAGGAAUCCCUGGAUCGGGAUCUGUGGUGAGCCACGGGAACCACAUGUCAUCCCAGAACAUCAGUAUCAGACAUACAAGAACCUCUGCAAUAUUUUCCCUCCAGGCAUUGUCCUUUCCGUGAUGGAAAAGAAUCCCCACAUGACAGAUGCACAACAGCUGGCAGCUAUGAUUGUUGCCAAAUUGAGAACAGGGCGUUAAAGCAUCACAGCCUCUUUUGGAUAAAUGCAACCAUACAGUGAAUAGGGCCUAGGGGAAAACUGAAGCAAAGAAGGAAGGGGCCAACCCUUUGUAAAUAUUUUCUACUAAGAGAGUAUAAAAUUCUGUACACAGUAACAAUCGUGUAUAUUUUGAGGCACUAAGUAGGAGUUGAUUGUACUGUAAAUUUUAAGAUUUUAAAUAUAGGAAUUUUUAUUAGUAUUUUAAAGGAAAUGCAUACCUUGCUGCAUGGAUAGCUCAUCAAGAACCACAGUGUCACAUUCAGUGUCACAAAGCUGCUACAACAAAAUCACCUUUAGCAAUUAUAUUGCAUGUAUUAGUGUAAACUUUCAAUUUGCUUAUAAAUGCCUAAUAGGCCUUUAAAAGUAUGCUCUAUAGACACCUAGACAACUUUUAGGGUUUCAGCUUUGUCAGUUGACACUGCCUACUGGUAUAUUAAAUAUUGAAGAAAAAGGAACCUUGACAAAAAUUAAAAUACUCAAAUUGUAAAAGGAAAAAUUGAUUUCAGCUUUUGAAUGUCAGUGCUGUUGGCACUUAAAAUUUUAAAACUGUUCUCCAAGAGUUUGAGUAUCUGUUACAUUGUCCAAAAUGUUGGCUCAAUCCAGCAGAAGCCAAGUAGUUCAUGGAAUUAGGAACAAAACAUGAAGGACUAUAAAGGUAGGAGUGCCACUCAAUAAACUAAAAGAUGUUAAACUGUAGCAUCUCUCUUCAGAAUUGCCUGUCUACCCUGCAGGGAGCAGCUGCUUGCCAAAGAAGCUGAAAGCAAAUGGUUAUUUUUAUGUAAACUGGAUUGCUUGACCUGAAGCAGCAGAAAAUGGAUGUUAGCAUGGAAGCUCAUCCAUAACUACAGACCUUCUUUGGGAAGCAAGGAUGGUGUGUGAGCAAGCCUAACACUCCAGAUGGCUGCACGAGAUAUGGGUAGGUUGGGGGUUGAAGGCUGCUUCUGGAAAAAGAGACGCUACAGUUUCAGUCUUUGGCAAAGCUGGCCUGGUGCUUGCUCCUGGGAUCCAUGCAAAGGUGUGCAUUUGCCUGGUGAAGGAUUUAGAGUGCCUGUUUUAGCGGGUCUGUGGCAUUGUUUGCGCAACUGGUAUUUUCCUCAGGGUGGGAACCUUUGUAGCUAAAUGUCUCCAAAAGAGGCGUUAUUGUUUUUUAAGCUGCACUGAUCGGACGCCCUUUUUUGACUCCGCUGUAUAUUUCCACAUUUCAAAGCAUUACUAACUCGGCACAGCUCGAGCUAGGACUUGUUGACUUCUACUGUAGUUUUUUCAUGAAAGUUGAGAAGGCCUGGUUUAUGGCCUUUUGUUUCUUCAUGAGAAGGUGUGACACUGCCUAAAUGUUUCUUACCGUGAAACACACGGAACGCGAGGCUGCAGUCAGGGUUGUUUCUGGUGUUUUGAUAAUGGCUUGCAUGCUGCUUUCUUGUCCUCUGUCUGUCUGAGGAAGAGAGUUCUACCAUUUCCUCCACUUGUGUUACUGUAGUGGUUGGUUUGAUUCAAAAUAUCUUCUGGGCUCCUUAUCAUGUGCAAAAUAUGUUGCUGUCAUACCAAAAAAAAUCCCCAAAUUAACAACAAACCACAGUUACGGAUGCAACUUCAGUUAACUUACUGACAUUUGAUAACUGCAUUAUUUCACACAGAAUCAAUAUUCUCAUAUUGGUACAGGUUAUAUCUAUAAUAACUGUGUCAUUUAAAAUGCAUUAACUUGAAGGUGAUUCUGCAUUUACACUUGGCAUUUAAAAAUAACUUAAGUUUUAAUUAGUUGGUUAUCAUCACCUCUGCUAUUUAGAAAAAAUAAGUCUUCAGAGGCUUGAAAUAGUUGGGGAAAACAGAUUUAACUCGACCAUGUUUCAAAAACAUUUCUUACUAACCAGCAUUUUAUAUUUUUAGUUUGAGUUAAUUCUUCUUCUCUUCUCUUGCAUGGUGUAAGCAGCUGAGAGCAAUGCCUCAAAUAACCAGAAAUGACCUUUUGUUUGUUGAUACAAAUUGUAUCUCUUUUUCUUGAUUGUAUAAAAACUGUGUAUAAAAACCAAAAAUAAUCUCUAGGUUAACUUCAGUAUUACAUUUUCACCACAAUGUUUGUGACACCAUGUGUCACAGGGAAGUAGCCCAUGAGUAACUGUGGACCUUUUUUAUUUAAAAUGGGCACUUGUAGUUUAUAGACAAACAAGGACAACUUUCAGCACCAGUUUGAUGUGCGCAGAUGCUGUGUGCACGCCUGGCAGCGUUAUGUGGUUCUUUAGUCUACUUAUUAAGCAGACACAUUCUUGCACUAAACUUUAUGUUCAGAUGUUGCUGUUAACUCAUUUGCAUGUGUUUGAAAUGUAACUAUAAUUGCUAUAGACCCUGCUUUAUUCUUAAUGGAUUAAUUUAUAAAUUAUUUAAGUAUAAAAUUAAGUUUAUUGUGCACUCACAUUUUCCAUCUUGCAUGGAAUUAAAUAUUUGUAUGUAGAAUAACAUUUGUUCCCUUUCUCUUCAAUUACAAAGAUAAGCUAUUUUAAGAAAGUUUUAAUAGGUGUUUUUGAUGUUUUCUAGUGUGGAAAACUGAGCAGAAAUUUCUGUAUGAAGUCUUGGUUGGUUUGUGGAAAUACUUAAUUUUGUAAGAUUUAUCUAGUCAUUCUAAUUUCCACUUACUUUUGUCUUACUGAUAGAACAAUUUCUUUUUAAGAAAUGGGAAUGCCACACCAAUACAAACCCCACAUACGAUUUCCCUGAGGCACUUUCAAAGCAACUUGCCUUUUUUUAAGAAGUGAUCUGCAUCUGCCACGCGCAGCGUCACGGCAUGGGCAGUGCAGCCUCUGGGAAUCAGGUGCAGAUUUUGUGCUUGUUUGGCCCUCUGUAGAGGUAAUGAAACUUUUGUACGUGACCUGGUCUUUCGUAAUCAACUGCAUGAAGUGGUAACUCGCUCAUCCACAUCUUUUUUUCAAAUGUUUACAAGCCAAUUCGAAACAAUGACAUGUUCAUUAAUGUUCAGCACAUAAGCUUAGAUCUUCUUAAACGGAAGAGCUGAUCUCGUUACACCUGAUCACAACUGUCUAUAUUGUAAAUACAGACUUUGUAUAAAUGCUCUUUUUGAGAGCAUGCUAUUUAAAUGUUUUUAAAAAUGUAAAAGAACAGCUCUAGAAACUAUAUUUUAAUGAAAUUCUUGAAACUACAUAUCCAGAUGAGAGAGAAAAAAAAGGCGGGAAGGUGAAAUGCUGGCUACUGGGCUCAGCUGGAAUUGAGCAGCUGGCUUCAGCACUCAGUAGGGGCCAGAGCAUUCUCUGGAGUUCUGAGUGACUGAUCCUUCAUCUUCAGCUACAUUACUUGCACACAUUUGUCACUUAAAAGUGUAUAAUCUUAAAUUCAUGAAUCAAAAAUCAAAUGCUUUACAAGAUGUCCAAGUUAUUUAAUGUUUGGGUUUUUUCUCUUAACAACUACCUGUCAGUAAUAUAUUAAAUUGUAUAUAUAGAUGUUUUCACUACUGUUAGUCAUGUUGUUGUCGUACUGAGCUGCAGUAGCUGGCUUAAUUAAUUUCUAGAAUUAAACAUUACUGUUUAAUUGUUGUAAAAUUUUAUAAAUCUCUUUGGGUUUUUUGGUCAACCCAAAUAUAACGUAAGUCUUAAUGACAAAAUGAGUGACAAUGGAUGUUUAACCAGUAUGUGGUAUUUGUAAAUCUUGGUAGUAAUAAGUGUGCACUGCUCUGGUUGCUGCUGCAUGGAUUCAUUCACUGGCUGAGUCUGCUGCUGCUGUACAAAUGCUUUAACUGUAAAUGUAAAAACAGAAGGCAUACAUAUGGCUGCUUGGGACAAGCAGAAGAAUCCUCAUUAAAAGAAACCAAACAAACCCAAGCCAUCUGCAUAGGUGAAUUCCCCACUACUUUUAAUACCAGUUUGCCUCAAAUCGCAACUUUUAACAUAUUGAAUUCUUAAUGAUAAAGUCAGAACAUGCAAAGACUGUCCAGAUAAUCUGGUUAAAGAUACCUGUGAUGUGACCAAACCCCAAACAGGAACAGCGUGAGGGGCAUAGUCUGACUACAGUAACUGUUAAAACUCCAUGCUAGAGAGAAGGAACAUGCAGUGUUUCAGUGAGACUUUGCUCCACAGAGUUGAAAUAUUACUUUUUCUUGGCUUGCCAAAGUUUCCCUGAAGUAUUGGUAGCACGGGACUCGGAGCACUCGGAUCAUUAGAUCCGGGGAGAGUGCUUGGUGCUUGUACUCUUCUGACGCGCUCACAGCCUGGGUGUGGCAGAGCCCUGAACAACUGCAUCUCUUGCAAUAUUCCACCUGGAAAAAUUUAAGUGUGCAAUCACUGAAUUGUUCUCGUGCCAGUGCUGGGUUGACCUCUUCAGAGCUGUUACGCAACAGCUGUCAUUUUGUCUGUGGUAUUUAAAGCUUGUAUUAAGAGAUUUGAGAGAAGGAAAUAAAGGCUGUUACCUAUUCUGCCCUCCUGCUCUGUGUUAAAAGGUUUGCACAAUUUAAUCACAUGACAUAUGUUAUAUAUAUUAAAAAUGCUUAUUUAAUAAAACUGAGAGCCAUUGGAUUAUGUUUCUAGCUCUUUAUUUUGUAACCCUCUGUAGGCAAGAGCCCCAAAAGUGUUACUCUGUCUAAAACAACUGCUGUCAUCUGUCCAAAUUUUUUCAUAGUAUUCUUGGCUGAUUACUGAAAAAUUACCCAGGUUCUGAAAUUGUCCAUAUUGCUUAUGUUUCCCAUCUGCACAGGAGCAGGACAGGAGUUUUACUCCUCUUCAAAAAGCAGAGGACAGAGUGCUCUUCAGGCCCUGCUGUCCCAUUACGACGACAUCCUCAGCCAGUCUUUUCCUUCAUGAUUCUAACACAUGACAAUUUCCCUCACUCGGAAGGAGGUGACACCACGUCAGUUGUUACGCUUUGACUCAAACAGCUUUAACUCAUGGGGAAGCAGGAGAAAAGCCGACGAGAAGAAAAUGAUACACGAGGAUCAUGGCGUUCUGGAUUUACCUGAACUUCUCCCCACUGAUCUCACACAGGCGAGGAACCAGGCAAGUCAGAAGGCUGCACAGAACCAACUAAACUCAGUAAGACCCCUGUAUUACAAAGCUGCUUUUCCUUAAUCCCAGGAAACUUGUGCUUAAUUUACAUCCUCAAGCCUCCUGAAAACCAAGACUAAUUAGAUUCCACAGGACAGUUGUGCUGUUCUGGUUUUCUCCCCAAAACUGUAACCGCUGAGCAGGACCAGAGUCCUCGUCAGAGCAGCUCCCUUUGGUCAUGGGAAAAAAGAAUAUGAAAGACUUAAAGAGCCAGGCACAACACUGAAAAGAAACUCACAAGGCGGCAAAAGCCAGGCUGGGUCACGGGCCCCACGAGCAGCAGGCCCAGGCCUUGACCUCCUCCACUGUUCCUAACACAUCCAUCACCAAUAGCAGUCAAACACCGCCGUUACCCUGGCUUCUUACAUCUCUAUAUCCUUUUUUUAAAGCACCUGGUGGGCCUAUGCUUUCCCCACACUGGGUUUAACUCUUUCAUUUGACUCUGCAAGUAGAUCAGGGUUUUUAUUCCAUCGCUUGCCCACUGGGGUGAUGGCAGAUACACAGGGCAGUGACUGUGGCUGGCAAAGAAACCACAGCAGCCCAUCAUUUUACUAAGUCAACCUUUUCUAAAGGGGGGAAGGCUGCACACAGCGCAGUGCUCACCAAGCACCACUCCUUCCUUUUUCAACUGUUACGCUUGCUUGCAUUGGCAGACCUCAGAAGUACCAAAUACAAUAAUUUAAGUAAUUUCAUAUUCUACCAAACAGAGGAAAAAAAGAACAAAUCCUCUUCACUCAGCCUUUCCUAAAUAAGUUUGAGGAACUACUGGGUAAAAGGAGAAAAUUCUAAAAAUACUAGAAAGGGGAAGGGCUUACAUGAAAAAUCCUGCCUAACAGAAAAAGAGAAGUUUGUUUUCUCUUGCAUCAGCACUGCUUGUUUUUAGAGAAGGAAACAUACAAUGCAUCUUCCAUUUUAAACAACUUUUGGCUGUCUAGUAGAGAGCAACUAGAGUAGAACAGGAUGACAAAAAAUUAGAAUACACAUGUAAUACUUACGUUACAGAGACUGAGCUGAGCCUUUACUUCAGGGCCAGCCCAAAGCAUCCACAAAGCUGCUGUUCUGAACUCACAAUUCAAUACUACCCAGUGCCACACUAUGGCUGCACAUCCCAUUUGUAUCUCUACAGAACAGCUACACACAAUGUCAGUGGUUCUACAGAACUAAAGAGAUUCCAUUUCACAAAGUGGCACUGACAUGUUCCUGUUUCUGUGUGGUCUGUACGCACUGCAAAUCAUUCGACUGAUGCAGAGAAAGGCCCUGUCUUGCCCUCUAGCAGGUACAAUCCAACAAAUUCUUACUGAGGAGUCCUGCAAUAAAUAUAUGUUUGAACUAUUUUUUGACAGGUAAUUACAGAAGCCUCCAAGUUCCAAUAACCCUUAGUACAGGUUAAAACCCAUGAAUUUAGGGAAAAAAACCAACCAGCCAGAAGUCCUUUUCCUAAACAACCUUCCGAAGCACUCGAGUCUGUUUCUACAGUAAUCAUACCACUUCUCAGUAAAGACCACAGUGCUGGUUACCAACCUCAGCAAAAUCAAGAACAGAAAUAACAUCAAGCAGACAGGUGCAGUUACAAAGUGGUAGCAGUGACCCAAGACCAUCACCUGAAAAAAUGGUGAGAGAAUUUAGAAGAUUUUUAUGCACUAGGUGCAUUCAGCUGUGCUUAACCUAGGCUUGAUCCCUGAAGCUUCCUGUGAAAACCUAGCUAGAUGAAAAGUGCAGCACAAUCUUAGCCUAGCGAAAUCAUCCAAACUCAUACAGGACAAUAUUAGCAUCACUGGGAUAGGAAGGGCUCAAGUACUGUCUGGCUAACGAGAAACAGAGGCCACUUUAUCUGAGUGUAAAUGGAAAAACAGGAUGCAGAAAGGUUUGUCCCCAGUCCAUUGUAUUUAUUAACCAUGAAAAAAAUAAGGAACACUGAGGGAUUCCGAAGUACUCCAAUGGAAUUUGGCAAACAUCAACUAAAGCUAAAAGUUCAUGGCAGUGGUUAAGCAAGACAAUAGUUACUACACAUAGAACUUCAAACACACCACCUUUAUGAAAUAUUGAUUUUACACAGCAAAAAUCAGUAAAUCUUCAUUAGAAAAAUACC
Cuculus canorus (common cuckoo) is the source of this 10829-nucleotide messenger RNA. RefSeq names its product zinc finger CCCH-type containing 12B (gene ZC3H12B). The transcript has 5 exons. Gene Ontology annotation, cellular component: nucleus; cytoplasmic ribonucleoprotein granule. NCBI's taxonomy places the organism in Eukaryota, Metazoa, Chordata, Aves, Cuculiformes, Cuculidae. The record is from RefSeq and is a predicted model, not a curated record. Bases 1168 to 3681 code for a protein of 837 amino acids. Gene Ontology annotation, molecular function: metal ion binding; RNA endonuclease activity; mRNA binding.